GGAGUGCCAUUAUGUCUUCAAAGUUUAUAGAACAACUAUGUGAACCAGCGUUAUCCAAUUUGAAUAUCGAUUUUUUUUCUACAACUAUAGAUGCUCCACAGAUGUCAAAAAUCAAAAUUCACACGUUUUCUUGGCGUUGUUUGUCGUCCGGCGUUACAUUUUUUAUCGUUUAAGUUUUAUUUCGGCUGUUGUUAUGUAAAAUGUAAAGUGGGACUCCUGUCCGAUGCAAAUUUAUAAGUUUUUACCCGAUUUUGUCGAAAUCAACAUCCAAAACAUGUAGGUGCAAAAAGAUGCCUAAAGGAAAUAUUACACAUAGCAACCAUGGAACCCCUCGUUUGACAGACAUAGAUGCUUAAUAAAUGGAUAGCACUCAGCAAAAAGAUCUAAAAUGGCUUCACUCACCCAAAUGGACCCGGAGAGCUCAAGCUCAGCUUUAUACCGGAGCCCUAAACCCACUACAAUUGAUUUAGUCGGUGGUAUAUACUGCCACAUAUGUCAUAUUACAUAUGCUAACAAAAAAGAGUAUGAUUCACAUUACAUUAAACAUGAAACUGGAAGUAAAGAUAUAGUGUACACAUGUGUGGUAUGCCAUAAGGAGAUAGCUGGCUAUCCGAGUUUCCGCGGCCACUGUUAUACAAGCCAUGUCAUAAAAGAUAGAUUCAAGUGUGAACAUUGUUCAAAAUUAUUUUCUAAAUCUUUAUCCCUCAAGGAACAUAUCAAAGUAAUGCACAGAUUCAAAUGCUCAUCAUGUAAUAAAGAAUUUACAACUAAAAAAGAGCUUCAAUUGCAUCAAAUAAUUCACAACAAUACAGAUAUGCCACCUUUCAAAUGCCAAGCUUGCGACAAUCAAAUUGAUUCACUCGAAGGCUGUAAAGAACAUAUAGAUUUGCACUCUGCUUCUAUAUACUUUUGUCCAGUUUGUAAUGAGAAUAUAUCAAGUCGAGAGAAUGCUAAGGAGCAUAUGAAAAAACAUUUUGGUGAAGACAAUGAGGAUCAAUCAAUAAUACAUAAAAAUUUUGAUAAAGAAGAAAGUUACAUAGAACAGUUGGGCGGAAUUUCAUGUAAAUACUGUCCCCUCAUUUACAAGGAUAGAGUUGAGUUUGACGCUCAUUUCUCUUGCGAACACGGCAACGAAGACAUAGUCUACACAUGUAAUGUCUGUGGGAAACAUUUUGAAAAGUACUCAGUGUUCAGUGAUCAUUCGUAUAACCAUUUCAUGAAGGAUAGAUUCUGCUGUGACAUUUGCCAUAAAACAUUCAACCGCCUGUCCCUGCUGGUGACACACAUGUCUGCCUGCCAAGCUAAUAUGGACGCAAAUGGGAAGCCAUUUGUGUGUUUCCAGUGCGGACACCGCUACGCCACCGAGAUGCGGCUCCGCGAACAUCUCCGAGACGCGCACGCUAUCCAUUGCAUUAUGUGUCCUGAGGAAGGCUGUCAGAAAAUAUUUUCCACACCAAAAGAUUUGAUCACCCAUCAACGUGAACACCGUACACAGCAGAACUGGUGUCGGCAGUGCGGUCUACUGUUCCCCACUCUGAAAUCAUGCGAACGUCACUUGGAUGUUCACAAGAAAAAGCUCUAUAUCUGUCCGGUCUGCAAUCGAAAUUACAGCGAGAAAUACCUUAUCCUGAAACAUGUCCCCCAACACUUUGAAACAGUUUUGCACCUCUGCAAAGUAUGCGGAAAGGUCUAUAACGCCAAGAAUCGCCUCAUCGAACAUAUAAAAACUCAUUCUGAAACCAAAAGCCAUAAGUGCACAUAUUGCGGAAAGGGUUUCGUGAAAAUUGGUCAGUUGCAGCAGCAUCUGAACGUCCACACCGGAUCCAAGCCUUACAAGUGUCCAAUAUGUUCGAAAACAUUCGCCAGCUAUCCGAACUGGCACAAACAUUUGCGCAGAAUGCACAAAGUCGACGGUAAAAAGUACAAAAAGUGUACAGAAAACGUCCCGAAUAUAAUCGACGACUCGGAAUCGGACAGCACGGAGACCCUGGACGAGGAGGAGUCGCCCACAGAAAUCGACAUAAACGAAAUCAAUAUGAGUCAAUCGAUCAUAGAAGUCGCCCCGCAACUGGACGGCAACUUGACGAACGCUCGCCUGCACGUCGACAUCUCCGAAACGUACUCGUUCCAGGAACCGGACGACAGCACCAUGGAGUCGGACGACAUCGAUCGGAUCAUCAUCGAGAAAGAACUGGAAAUCUUCGAGGACACGGCGAAUCUGAAAAACAUCGUGGAGUUCAUUAACGUGCUGCCGGCCGACAUCGGCACCCCAGCGCCGGCGGCCCCGGCGGCCCCGGUGGCGCCGGUCGUGCCGGCCGAGUACGGGCCGGAGUUCGCGGAGCCGGACGAGCACAUGCUGCACAUCGACCCGCUGCUGACCAUCAAGCACGCGGGGCCGGGCUGGGAGCCGCUGCUCACGCGCGUGUUCCCCGACGUGCUGGAGUCCAGCCGACUCUCGAUGAUGAACGCCGAUAUAUUUUGAAGUGUCAACGCGACGAACAUAUUUUUGUAUCUACACCUCCGGCCGGCCGGUCCCGGGCCGGGAGCGCCGGCCGGCCCCGCAGCUACCUCAGACGGAAACGAUGAUGUACCUCAAUUAUACAAUAGGCUCUAUUUUAAUGUUGAUAUGAUAUACAUUUUUAACAUAUAUCCCACCAAACAUUAGACGGUUAAUGUUAUCAUAAUUCAUAGUAACGCUACCUCAUUUAGUUAAGUUUUUCUCUUAUAUUCGCUUACACUGUAAUGUUCGAAAUAUGUAUAUGUCGUCUCAUAGAGUUUGUGUUGUAUGUUGUGUAUGAAAUUUACUUGCAUGAGAGGUUAGAGUGACUGCCUUAUGCACUUUCCCUUCGUUGCAGACGUAUUUUAAAUUUGCGCCGACUGUCGACCGAGUUCGAGGGUUAAAUUAGCGAACUUUAAAAUUGUAUCUAAUUUGAUAAAUUGAAAACCCUGAUUCCUACGAUAAACAUACGCCUGUAUGUUGCUGAAUUCAGGUCACAAAAACUGUAGACAACUUACAUGCCCUUGUUCCAGUCUACCGAACAUCAUUUAGACUUCUGUAUUAGUGAAACAUUCUCAAACAGCGAUGUUUAUCGUAGUCGACAUCGAAAACGAUCGUUUCGAAUGAUUUCCAAAGGUUUAGGCUUAAGAUGUUUUGGUAAAAUCGGCUUUUUGUAAAUAUUUUGGUACAUUUUUGCGGCACGUUGUAAUUUGCAUUUUCUAAUGCUUGAUCCUGAAGCCACCGCCCACUUCACCGACAUUGAAUCGGCUCUCCUAGUUCGGCAGGAAACAGAUAUUAAUCACAAGAGACCUAGGAGAGGAUGUCGGGGGGAGGGGGAGGUCUAAGAGUAAACGAGACAGCGGUGGCAUUUUCAUGCAUUUCAAUUUCGAUUCCCUUUUUUAUUAUUUUAUUCAAAGUUGCGAACGCAAAGCGUCGUGACUUUAGUGUAAGUGAAUCGAUAGUGCUGUGAUAUUUUUAUGUAUAUUUAGAUAUAAGUCUAGAGAGUGUAACGUAACAGCAAGUACAAAGAUACAUUAUUUAUGAUAGACAAACAGCGUCCGCUACGCGUCCUCGUUCUGGUAUGUUACGAACAGAUCGCAAGGAGCUUGGUAAUCGCGAGAUCGGUACUAUUCUGCUCUUAUAAUGUAUUCAUCUCGAGUUUCUCAAUCUUCGUGUAUUGCAAAUUAUUGUGUCAACGAACUCUACGUUAUACCUAAAGUAUUGAAUAAGGACGCUAUCAUAUAACCUACCCAUAUGGACAGAAUACUAACAAGUAUCCGAAAAUUGUGUAACCACAUUGAGUCGCGCUUGCCGACUCACGGUUUUGAUAUAACCCUUAAAUCUCUGUGAGGGAUUCCAAAGUGUAGCAUAAUACGAUAGCCGUACGUCCAUAUGCGGUCAAAGUUCGUGCACGUUCUCACGUUAAAACGAGAGGAGAGAAAUCAAAAGGGUCGCAGGUUACUGCAUGACAAAAUGUAGGUUUAAAAACAAAAAAAGAAAUGAAAAAUGUAUGCUAAGAAAUGAACUCCGAAAUAUAUUUUCGAGAGAGUAAACUAUUUACAAUUUCGCGGCGAAGGGGUCUUAGUGAUAAAAGUAUCCAAAGACUGUAAUGUAUUUAUAAGUUCAAUGAACUUAAUAAUGUAAUGGAGGUAAAUCCGGGAAAAAAAGUCAGAUGUGAAUUAAAAAAUUAUGAAAUAGCUGUUUAGCUUUUGAUUAAAAUUUGGGCUUCGACGGAAAUAGACACGCGGAACGGCCGUACCGGAAGCGGUGCUGGGCGACGAAUAUCAAUCAAUCCGGUUUAAACGCCGAUUAGAAAUGACAACGCAAGAGCAAGUCGAGUGACAUGCUUGAGAAAUUACAAAAUUAUUGCAUUAAAAUUGAUGGGGAAGUUACUUCACUAAAUCCGUUCGAAAAGGAACUUUUAAAGCUGUUGAUAGCGAAUUGAUCUGCCGUGGCAGCAUCUAUGAGUACUUCCCCUGUCGAAAUUUCAUUCAUUCUCGUUUGGUGUAACUGCGCUGUAGUUUUAGUUUUAAUAUGUGUUUCGUCAAUGUAUACCCACUCUCGAGUAAAUGAAUUACCGUAUAAUUUCGUGUAAAUAAAAUUGUGCAGUGGGAAAGUGUGGAUGAUUAAUGUUCCAAAUUUACAGACUACAGCGCAGGGUAGCUGUCAAUAAACGUUAGCUUUGCUGCAAAAUACACUGCGACCAUCUACACGGUAUAAAUUAGACGUUUUGUGAAGAUUACCUAUCCGUGUGAUCGAUAUCUAUGGUUCUCUGAAAUGUUCGGCGUCGCAGUGCAUUUUGUUCCGUUACGACAGUACAUAGCGUAUAAAUAUUUGGUGGUGUUACAUAGUCUUAUAUAAACCUCAUCGUUCAAUGUCAUAGUACUUAUGCAAAACUUCUAUAUUCAUAAUAAAAUGAUAACAGUUUCUAUGUGUAUUUCGUCGCAAAGGUAGCAAUAAUGUAUAGAUUUUCACGCAUCUUUGAGAUAAAGAGUAUUUAUGGUAAGGAAUAGAGUCUUAAAAGACGCUAUUGGUUGUACCUGAUAAGAAUUACCUUCUAUUCAGACAUCUAUUUGAAACUGUUCGAGUACAUUUUAUGUAUUAAAAUAGAUUAAUUUAAAUUUAAGAAUCGUAUAUGAAUGAAUUUUCAUUACUAUUUACUAUUUUUACAAACAAGAUAUUUUACUAAUUUUACUAAAUAUUAUUUUUGAUAAGAGAAAAUUUUCAUAAUUGUAGCCUUUGCGAUCUUAUUGUCCCUAGCUUUAGGUUAUUAGGUUAUAAUCGAGCACAGGGUAUUGUGGUUCUAUUUUACGGAUGCGUUAUAUUGAUAACUCGAUAAGUAAGCGAAACAGCCUCCGAUAGUGAUGGUUACACAAUACUACCUCAAUACCCGAUAUGUGUACAAAAUAGAUUCCAUCUAAAUCUGUCUUAAAAUGUAAGCUUUGGGACCGGGUUUACAAUUAAUCGCUUCGCGAGUCAAUCUCGCUCGAUAUCGAUAAAUAAAAUAUCGGAUUAAUUUAUAUGAAUGUGAAGUUGAACCUAAGCCCGGUCCUGUUACGCGUAGUGAGCAAAAUUGCGUUUCAAUUAUUCUUUUAGUGCUUCUAAAGUAUUGCAUAAUAGAUCAUCGAUAGAAUUUAUUUUUCUCUCGUGUCGAAUCUAAUUUGUCGAUGUAUUUUGAUAUAUGGAAAUGUUUAAGUAAGAUUUUCUUGUCGCGUAAGAUAUGGAAACGGUACAACAGUCAGCCUUCUUACAGCAAUAUAUUAAUAAUAGACAGGUGGCAAGGGUUCCUAUAACAUUUACACAGCAUUUAGCAGUAUUCGUCGUGAAAUAAUUUAAAAAGUACGUAUGUUAUGCGACAAGAUUACAAUUGUAAAUAGAAAUUGCUGUUCUCUAUGUAUUCAAUUCCUAAAUGGAUUUUUUUAUAAGAUAGCUCGUAUUGCUUGUAAGACGAUACACUGUAAAGCUUGAUCAAAGUUAACUUUUUUUUUUGCUUAGAAUAUAAUGUAACGCGCCGGUACAGCAUAAUUACAAACUACAUUUAUAUUGUAUGAUUUUCUUGGAUUUUAAUCCUAUGUUACUUACAUCCCAUUGUUUACAUUAUUGCAUAAUUUUUAAAGGUUAAAAGAUCGAUUUUUAUUAUAACGCAUAAUAUAUUUUUAAUUUUUUUUUUAUUCGCCAUUGGAUAUAUCCAGUAAUUUGCCUUUAUAUGCAUUUUGUGUUUUGUAUUUUUUUAUAUUACUAUUUAAUAGAUUCGUUUUUGUUUCCGCUGUAACGCCAUCUAGGGGUUGUUUGUGUGAUCCGGCUUUACAGUAAUGUUAUAAUGUACCGAACUACCUCUGCAUAUACAUGCCUCCAUAAAUACAGUAAUUAUAGUUUUUGUUAUUAAUAUUUUUGUACGUUAUAUAAAACAGAUAUACAUAAUUAUAGGGUAAAUAGGUUUUACGUGAUUAAUGUGCUAUUUCAAAAGUAACUAUAAAAUAUUGUAAGCAUGUUUUCAGUUAAGUAGAUGGGACACUCCAAUCUGAAUUGUAUUGAACCAUAUUUGACAUAAUAAACAAUCUGACUAGUA
This is a messenger RNA of Vanessa tameamea, 6566 nucleotides long. RefSeq names its product zinc finger protein Xfin-like. The coding region runs from base 389 to 2482 and encodes 697 amino acids. Gene Ontology annotation, cellular component: nucleus. Gene Ontology annotation, biological process: regulation of transcription by RNA polymerase II. The record is from RefSeq and is a predicted model, not a curated record. Gene Ontology annotation, molecular function: DNA-binding transcription activator activity, RNA polymerase II-specific; RNA polymerase II cis-regulatory region sequence-specific DNA binding. NCBI's taxonomy places the organism in Eukaryota, Metazoa, Arthropoda, Insecta, Lepidoptera, Nymphalidae. The transcript has 6 exons.